GAUAACGUCCGUCACAUCGCCAACUCCUCGCUACGUCGAGCCGACUACGAAGGCCUUGAGGAUUCAAGAUGAGUCUCAUCUACCCUGCUGGCGGCGCAACGGCGGCCUUAGGUGUUGUUGGACUGUAUAUGCUGUUCAAUGGUGAAGGCGAGAAAUUCAAUGUAGGGCAAUUUCUCGAGACAGUUUCCCCUUAUGCCUGGGCAGAUUUGGGCAUCGGCCUAUGUAUCGGGCUAUCGGUAGUAGGAGCAGCAUGGGGUAUAUUCAUUACAGGCACAUCCAUCCUAGGCGGUGGCGUGAAAGCACCACGAAUACGAACGAAAAACCUGAUCUCAAUUAUCUUCUGCGAAGUCGUCGCCAUCUACGGAGUCAUCAUGUCGAUCGUUUUCUCCUCCAAGAUUCAGCUUGUCCCUGAAGAGCAACUGUACACUGGCUCGAAUUACUACACGGGGUAUGCACUGUUCUGGUCUGGAUUGACGGUCGGAAUGUGCAACCUCAUCUGUGGUGUCAGCGUUGGAAUCAACGGGAGCAGCGCUGCUCUGGCAGAUGCUGCUGACGCGAGUAUGUUCGUCAAGGUGCUGGUCAUCGAAAUUUUCUCGAGUGUGCUAGGUCUCUUCGGCCUUAUCAUUGGAUUGCUGGUCAGCAGUAAGGCUCAGGAAUUUCAGUGAUGGGAAGCAGAUAACCGACAUGGUAUGCGGCUGCCGAUACGAUGAGAGGGAUAUUAUAUACAACCCCACCCCAGAAAAGGAGGGAGAGAGGACGUUGGGGGUUUGUCAAGAGCCUUCCGCUUUGGACGCAGGUAAUACCCGUCAGUGUGGAGACAGGUCACUCGAGUCAGCGAGGACAAGUGCUACCAUACGACUUCUCCAGCCCCAGAAGAAAGAUUUAGGCCCUGCGAGGGGUCAGAUCCGGCAAAUAUGAACGAGCUAUGUAGAUGAUUACUGUAUAUCUAGGCUUCGUGCUCAAAAGAGACGAGCCAUGAUUGAAUUGCUUGGAAGCAACUUCAAAAUCCUCCGGGCAACAACUGCUUCCAUCCCGUCG
Molecule: messenger RNA, 1038 nt
Organism: Exophiala xenobiotica
Lineage: Eukaryota; Fungi; Ascomycota; Eurotiomycetes; Chaetothyriales; Herpotrichiellaceae
Product: V-type ATPase, C subunit
Exons: 4
Coding region: 69-665 (198 amino acids)
Biological process (GO): proton transmembrane transport
Cellular component (GO): proton-transporting V-type ATPase, V0 domain
Molecular function (GO): proton-transporting ATPase activity, rotational mechanism
Source: RefSeq, a predicted model, not a curated record